Molecule: messenger RNA, 2432 nt
Organism: Achroia grisella
Lineage: Eukaryota; Metazoa; Arthropoda; Insecta; Lepidoptera; Pyralidae
Exons: 15
Coding region: 153-2432 (759 amino acids)
Biological process (GO): regulation of transcription by RNA polymerase II
Cellular component (GO): nucleus
Molecular function (GO): DNA-binding transcription factor activity, RNA polymerase II-specific; zinc ion binding; RNA polymerase II transcription regulatory region sequence-specific DNA binding
Source: RefSeq, a predicted model, not a curated record
CAUUUCCUAACUUAUGUUUUUACAUUUGUAUAAUUGUAUUUCUUUUAUUUACAAAUCUUGCAAAUACUCCAAAUAUGCAGUUUUUUAUUCUAUUGAUAUUGCGCAUUGUCAGGAUAAUUUCAUAACAAGAAUAUCAAAAUUCUAACAAAAUCAUGGAAGAUAAAACUUUUGUUUGGACAUCAGAUCUUAUCACACGGUUAUUGGAAUUACGAUUUAUUAAUGAUUGCUUAUUUAAAAAAAAGAAACAACCCUGGAGGGAAUUCCGCAAAAUACUAUUGGAUAAUGGUUUUCCAGAGGAAAUGACAGUAAGUCAUGUUAGGAAAAAAUGGUCCUACUGUUAUGAUAUGUACAAACUUGCCAAGAGAACAAAAAGCAGUAGUUGGACUUACUUCAACAUGUUUGACAAACAUUUUGCUAAAAGUAAAAUGUUGGAUAAGUAUGAAAGUUGGAGUGAUGAAUGGAGAUUAAGGUUAAUUAAGUGUAUGUCGGAAGCAAAGGAAAUGAAACUAGAAUUCCUGAAAAUGUGGAGAACUGUGGAGAGUGCAAUGAGAAGUCAAGAUUUGCCUAAUGAUUGUUGUGUACAGGAUUUGAAGGGAUUGUGGCAACAUAUUAGAACAACUUUUAAUAGAAAACAUCGGUUGAAAAUAAAAAAAGGUGCCGCAUUAACGGACUGGCCUCUCUACGACGCUAUGAUAAAAUAUUAUGAAGUCUAUGAACCUGGUUACCUCCACAAUUUAGAGACCGAAAUAGCUAACAAUUAUAUGUCGAGAAAAAGGAACAAGGGCAAAUACUGCAAAAAGAAAAGAGACACGGACAGAAAUGAUAAUGAAAGUGACGAGUUUCAAUGGUCAAGACAUAUAACGGAGGCAUUUAUACAAGUUCGUUUGCAAAAUGACUGGAUAUUUAAGCAAAGGAAAUGGGGGUGGAACGACCUACGCGCUAUUAUGAUUGAUGAAUAUGGAUUCCCAGAAACGUUAACAAGCAGGGAAAUUUCAAGGAAAUGGGCGUCAACAUUUGCAGAAUACCAAAAAUCCAAAGCUACAAAUAACAAAGCGUGGGUAUACUACAGUCUGUUUGAACUUUACUUAGGGGAUAGAAUUCUCAGUCUAAAUCCAGUAAUUGGUUGGCAAGAGGAAUGGGUCUUCAAUUUAAUAAGUGCAAGAAGUGACUUAGAACAUCUGUUCAAAUUCUCAAGAGAUCCACACCACGGGUGGAGGGAAGUCGAGAAAAGACUGCGUAAUAUCGGGUUACCAUUGGAUCAUAGUUUACUAGAGUUAUCUGAAAUCUGGACGUAUCUUUUAAAAACAUUCAAGUGGAAACGGAAAUUCCUAAACAAAGGCAUUCUAAACGAGCAAUGGCCAUACUACGAUGCAAUCGCUCGGUACGUAGAAACUGAGCAUCGCCAGCCGCUGAGGAAACAUACGCAGGAAGAACAGGAGCAGGAGCAGGAGCCUGACGAGGACACAGCGAAUGAUGACGACCUCGAGGACGACAUCAAGCUGAUGGACCUGAAGCAAAUGUUACAGGCGAGGCCCAAGUACGAGGCUGUGGAUCUGAACCAGUGUCGUACGUGCUACAGCGAACAUGGCAAUAUUGAUAUCUUCGAGGAACGCGCCGACGGCGACCCAAACCUCGCUGAUAAGUUAAAGCUCGUCAGUGGAGUCGAAGUGGAGAAAUCCGAUAAUAUGCCGUCACAGAUCUGUUUCAACUGUUUACGAGAUCUCGAUGUUGCAUACAAAUUUAGACGGAAAUGUCAAGAAAUCGAUAAACAAUUACGUUGUACAGGUAUGCGGGAAAUUAAAUUAGAAAAAAAAGACGAGGACGCGAAACACAAUGUGGAUAGCACAAAAAACGAGCCAGAAAGAACGGAUUCUGACGAUAUGGACGCACAUUACGAUGACUCAGAACCUGUUGAAAAUAUAACAAGGGAAGUUCAAUCUCCAGUAAAGAUAGAAACACAAGAUGUUGUACAGAAAAGGAGGAAAGUGCGUAAAGAAAAGUACGAUUAUUGGAAGAUUUGCGAGGUUUGUGGUAAGCAUACCAGGAACUUGGUUAGUCACUUGGACAUGCAUGUGUCGGGGAAACGCUACUCCUGUAAUCUAUGUGAUAAGAAGUUUAAAUUCAAAAGCGGUUUGGUUAUACACAAGGCGAUCCACGACCCCACGCCGCGGAAGACUUGCGAGGUUUGCGGGAAAACAUUUCAUAUUUUAGCGCAGUACAGGAGGCACUUUGUGUACCACGCAAACGAAAGGAAGUACGAGUGUGAGACUUGUGGGAAACGGUUCAACACGAUGGACAUAUUGAAAGUACACAACAGAAUGCACACAGACGAAAGACCGUUCAGUUGCCAGGAGUGUGGUAAGACGUUCAGGACUGCCGGCUGUGUGAGUAGACAUAAGAAAAUUGUACAUAAGAAUAUUAAAGUUAAAUGA